Molecule: messenger RNA, 867 nt
Organism: Ostertagia ostertagi
Lineage: Eukaryota; Metazoa; Nematoda; Chromadorea; Rhabditida; Trichostrongylidae
Source: the annotation of a GenBank genome assembly
AUGAUGCAAUUCCCAGUUGUUCAGAUGUUUAGAAAGAUGAGGGGUAAACCAGAAUUUCCGGAUGACGUUCAUGGAUCUGGCGAUGUCCUCUCUCAUUUCACAUCAUCGUUUGAUCAUCAAACUCCUGAGGGUACCGUGCACAUCUCGAUGCUACCGAAUCCGUCACAUCUUGAGGCAGUGAAUCCAGUUACCAUGGGUAAAGCCCGUGCUCGUGCCAGGUCCCUUGGUGUUGGUGACUACUCGACAGAUAGGUCAGCAAGAACUGGCGAUGGAGUACUGGCUGUGCUUGUACAUGGGGAUGGAGCCUUUACCGGGCAGGGAAUCGUCUGGGAAUCAAUUUCGCUCAGUCAAGUGCCACAUUUCCGCCUUGGAGGCUCCAUUCACCUGAUUACGAACAAUCAGAUUGCCUUCACUGCUGAAUCACAUAUUGGACGCUCCACGAUGCAUUGCACUGAUAUAGCGAAAUCGUUUGAAUGUCCUGUCAUUCACGUUAACGGUGAUCAUCCUGAGGAUGUCGUCAAAGCUACGCGAUUAGCCAUAGCCUAUCGAGAGAAAUUCCGAAAAGAUGUUUUCAUCAACAUGAUUUGCUAUCGUCGAUGGGGACACAACGAACUGGAUGAUCCGUCAUUCACGCAGCCAAUUAUGUAUAGGGUGAUUGAGGGUCGUGACUCGGUGCCGAGGCAGUACGCAGACGAACUCAUUGAUCAGGGUGUGCUCACAGAAGAUGAAGUGAAGAAAGAAAAGGAUGCACAUACCGCUAAGCUGAUGGAGUCAUUCAAAGCUGUAGAUUCCACGCCACCUGUGUCAGUUUGUCAAAUAGAUGACAUAGAAAUUGAUAUGAAAAGCAUGCAAAGGCGGAAGAAAUAG